Belonocnema kinseyi is the source of this 710-nucleotide messenger RNA. RefSeq lists its product as uncharacterized. The transcript is spliced from 3 exons. The record is from RefSeq and is a predicted model, not a curated record. Bases 174 to 710 code for a protein of 178 amino acids. NCBI's taxonomy places the organism in Eukaryota, Metazoa, Arthropoda, Insecta, Hymenoptera, Cynipidae.
UAAAAUUGAUAGCUUUGGUUGUUAAUGGGUUAAUAUCGACAAUGUAAAAAUUAUAAUUACCGUUAAAUGUUGCUCGUCAAUAUCGUUCAAAUUUCACAUUUUUUUAGUAGCUAUAGCCUUAUUAAAGAAUAUGCAAGAGUAUAAUUCCCACUUCAAAAUUUACCCACCUACUCAUGAAAUCUAUUUGUUUAAAGAUUAAGUUGCAGCCAACUGAAACGUGUGUUUCUCCUGCCCACGCAGUAGAUUUAGAACAAAAUAAGUGGGUUGCAGCAACAGUGUCGCCUGCAGGCGUAUUAAUACUAGAUCCACAUGAAAAUGAUGUUAUUGUCGACGUAGACCCAGGCGUGGACAAUAAUCACGCGUGGGAAGAAUUUUCCCUGGAUCACCAGGAUCACUUACCUGCCAAAAGGCAAAAAUUGCUAAGUGAAGCGUCUGGCUCAGGAAGGGAAAACACGCAACCUGAAAUUCCCGAGUCUGAAAGCUGCCAUCGGAGUUCAAGGCCGACUGAUAGGCAACAGUCUGCGUCGGUAUCAGGCUUCUUUGAAGAACCGCCACUUUUCCCGAACGGUCUGCGAGCACACCUUGCAACCAACUUAGAAGGCCGACUUGCCUUAAGAUCGGAUGUAAACUUGGACCACACUUCCCGCACCCAUUUGGUAAGAUCUGUGGUCAAGUAUCUGUUCAAAUACUUCUCAUGUAAGAACAAGUAA